CGAGGCGCGGCGGCCAUGGCCAGCCACGUGGACCUGCUGACCGAGCUGCAGCUGCUGGAGAAGGUGCCCACGCUCGAGCGGCUGCGCGCCGCCCAGAAGCGCCGGGCGCAGCAGCUGAAGAAAUGGGCGCAGUACGAGCAGGAGCUGCAGCACCGCAAGCGCAAGCACGAGCGGAAGCGCAGCGCGGGCGGCCGGCGCAAGAAGGUGGCCUUCGAGGCCAGCGUGGCGCUGCUGGAGGCCUCGCUGAGGAACGACGUCGAGGAAGUACGCUACUUCCUGAAGAAUAAGGUCAGCCCCGAUUUGUGCAACGAGGAUGGACUCACAGCCCUGCACCAGUGCUGCAUUGACAACUUUGAGGAAAUCGUGAAGCUGCUCCUGUCCCAUGGUGCCAAUGUGAAUGCUAAGGACAAUGAGCUGUGGACGCCCCUGCACGCUGCGGCCACCUGCGGCCACAUCAACCUGGUGAAGAUCCUCGUCCAGUACGGGGCGGACCUGCUCGCAGUCAACUCGGACGGGAACAUGCCAUACGACCUCUGCGAGGAUGAGCCCACCCUGGAUGUCAUCGAGACUUGCAUGGCUUACCAGGGCAUCACCCAAGAGAAAAUCAACGAGAUGCGAUCAGCCCCCGAGCAGCAGAUGAUUGGGGACAUCCACUGCAUGAUCGCGGCUGGCCAGGACCUUGACUGGAUAGAUGGCCAGGGUGCCACACUGCUGCACAUAGCUGGGGCGAACGGAUACCUGCGGGCAGCGGAGCUCUUGCUGGACCAUGGUGUGCGGGUGGAUGUGAAGGACUGGGACGGCUGGGAGCCCCUGCACGCAGCUGCCUUCUGGGGACAGAUGCAAAUGGCCGAGCUCUUGGUGUCCCACGGGGCCAGUCUCAGUGCUCGAACAUCCAUGGAUGAGAUGCCCAUAGACCUGUGUGAGGAGGAGGAGUUCAAGGUGCUUCUGCUGGAGCUGAAACACAAGCACGACGUGAUCAUGAAGUCCCAGCUGAGGCACAAGUCCUCCCUGAGCCGGAGGACGUCCAGCGCCGGCAGCCGCGGGAAGGUGGUGCGUCGAGCCAGCCUGUCGGACAGGACCAACCUGUACCGGAAGGAGUACGAGGGCGAGGCCAUUCUGUGGCAGCAGCGCAGUGUGGCUGAGGAUCAGCGGGCCUCGGCCUACAACGGGGACAUCAGGGAGACCAGGACGGACCAGGAGAACAAGGACCCUAACCCCAGGCUGGAGAAGCCGGUGCUGCUCUCCCAGUUCUCCACCAAGAUCCCCCGGGGGGAACUGGACAUGCCCGUGGAGAAUGGCCUCCGGGCUCCGGUCAGCGCCUACCAGUAUGCACUAUCCAACGGCGACGUCUGGAAGGUGCACGAGGUGCCGGACUACAGCUCGGCCUAUGGCAGCCCUGGCCUGGCCGAUGCCGCCCCGCCGUGGAGCGGCUACAAGGAGCAGAGCCCCCAGACGCUGCUGGAGCUGAAGCGGCAGCGGGCUGCAGCCAAGCUGCUCAACCACCCCUUCCUGAGCAGCCACCUGGGCGGCAGCAUGGCCAGGACGGGCGAGGGCAGCAACGAAGGCAAGGCCCCCUUGAUCGGGGGCAGAACUUCCCCGUACAGCAGCAAUGGGACCUCAGUGUACUACACAGUCACCAGCGGGGACCCCCCGCUCUUGAAGUUCAAGGCGCCCAUGGAGGAGAUGGAGGAGAAGGUCCACGGCUGCUGCCGCAUUUCCUAGUCCCUGAAGGCUGGAGGGUGGGCGGGGAGAGAUGGCUGGCCAGCCGAGCGCCCCUGGUGGUGGAUGGCUCCAAGCAGCUGCAGGGAGGUGGGCUUUGCUGUCCAGAGGAGUGCUGUCCUUACCUCUCACCCAGCUGCCCUGCCUGCCCCACCCCUCACCCCACCCCGCUUCCUGUUGCAUUGUCCCACUGGCCUCCCCUGCUGUCAGAUUUGGGGAGGGCGCGCUUGGGAUGUCAGUUCUGCACUUGGGAAAGACUUCUCUGGACCAGUGCCCGCAUGCCACACACAUCAACACUCACCCUCAGCUUGAGCAGGAGGCACAGCCCUGGGCUUAUGGGAAGCAGGUGGGGCUGAGUGAAACGGGAGGCUAGUCCCAAGAGUCCAGUCACCAUUGCCACCACGGUGAGAGCCAGGGAGGGAUCCCAAGACCCUGGCAGGCCGCUCGGGUGAGACCUGCAGCCCUGCUCACAGCAUCCCAUCACCGUCCACACCUGGCUAGGACCUCGAGUCCUCGUGUCUGGAGGGAGCCACAGGUGGAGGGGCUAGAGGAGGUGGGCGUGGCUCUGUUCCCCUUCCUUGCCCUGCUGAGAGCAGCCCUGUGCCCAGGCCAGGCACCAGCUGUGUGACCGACCACAGGUGGGAACGGCCGAGGUGGGAAGCGUGGCUCUCCCUUCCCUGAAGUGGCGAAGUCAGUGUCUGCUAAGAGCAGUUCCUUUGGGCUGCUGCCCUCCAGGGGGGGGUCCUGGGUUGACUUUCAGGGUCACAGUGCCAGUGGGUUGGUGUUGGGAAAAUGAAUCCGGGGAAGAGUUGGAGUCAGGAAGGUGUUUCCAGGGAGACGAGUGAGUUCACACUCUGAAUUUCAAACGACCUCUCCCGGUACCACAGCAGAGCCCGGAGCCCCAGCCGGCCCUUGUGAAUAUCCAGCCCACCUCACAAAAAGUUCAGAAUGACAUGUGGCUGGGCCCCCUCUGCUGCCCCCUUACACAUCCCUCACAUGUGCAGAGUGUGCACGCAGGACCCUGGGCCCAGCUUCACCUUGGCUGAGUCCUUGGCGAGGCCUGGCCCUGGUGAGUCCCAGCCUGGCUCCCCACAGUGGGGGUGCCCCAAGCUCCAGCCCACGAUGACCUUGUCAGACCUGGCACUGCAUUCAGUGCCUGAGCUGGAGACGGGUCUCAGGCCAGUUCAGCCCCACCCAGAUCCCCUGAUGCUGGGAAGGGAAGGCCUCUCUGUCACUGCCCUCUACCUCCACGGGGACUGGGGGGGAGGUGGGCUCAGUCAAUAGGUCCAGCCAACACCUCUUGGGGAAACUUCCACCCCGCAGGCCUGUCUCCUGCUGUGUGCGCCUUUUGUCCUAAAACUACCUCCUUCGAGCUCCAAAGGGCUCCCCCAGCUCCCAACGCUGGGGUAUGGGGAAUUAAUCUGGGUUCAUUUAAACCUUUUUUCUGAGCCUAUGAGGAGUUCUCCCUGGAGAGGCUGGAAAAGCCCAACUUGUGCCACACCCCAGUGUUGGGGGUCUGCUGUCCCAUGCCCCCAAAACCCAGAGAGGGAGCUGGGCCCUGAAGGACCGAGCUGCAACUGCACAGGAGCAUGGUGGUUGUGGUGCAGCGGUUCUGGGAGCGCUGUGCCCUGGGUGUUCUGGAUAGACUCAGUGAGGAUCAUAGCACCAGGACCCUGGGGCCUCGGCUGGUUUGGAUCCCACCCUAUCCUCCUGCCAACACCAGGCUACACCCCAUCUAGGAUCAGGGGAGGAUUGGAGACCCUGGGAGUGGGGGUGGGGGAGCAGGGGGCGGCUGACACCAACACACACACCAUAGGUUUUACUGCCAGACCUGGCUGCAAGGCAGGGGUGCAAGGGGAGCCUGGUGCUCCCCUGGUCAAAGUGAAUGGUGCCGGAUUUUCAGAUCUGUGCUCGGAUGCCUGGUGCACCGUGGGCAUUCAUGGCCUCCCUGAAUCCGCUGGCUAAGCCUCCUCCCUGCAUGUUUCCUGCCUUCCGGGCCAUUCUUAAACCCUGAAGGCUGGGAUACAAGCCCACGCCAUGAUAGAAGCAAACCUGAGACAGGUGCUGCUCCUGCACAUCUGUACACUGAGGGACUAGCGGG
Echinops telfairi (small Madagascar hedgehog) is the source of this 3820-nucleotide messenger RNA. RefSeq names its product protein phosphatase 1 regulatory subunit 16B (gene PPP1R16B). The transcript has 10 exons. The record is from RefSeq and is a predicted model, not a curated record. Bases 16 to 1722 code for a protein of 568 amino acids. Gene Ontology annotation, cellular component: cytoplasm. Gene Ontology annotation, molecular function: protein binding; enzyme inhibitor activity; protein phosphatase regulator activity. Gene Ontology annotation, biological process: establishment of endothelial barrier; regulation of sprouting angiogenesis. Lineage: Eukaryota; Metazoa; Chordata; Mammalia; Afrosoricida; Tenrecidae.